Mycena citricolor is the source of this 1215-nucleotide messenger RNA. The record is from the annotation of a GenBank genome assembly. Lineage: Eukaryota; Fungi; Basidiomycota; Agaricomycetes; Agaricales; Mycenaceae.
GGGCCAGUCGGCCAGGCGUGUGAGAUGAAUGAGAGGCUGCGACCUUGCAUUGCGGUGACGGGGAAGAAGGAGCGUCGAAGUGCGGAGCACUCAGAAAGUACAAUCUCCAGCCCUUGAGCAUUUUGCCGGUCGAGUCAUCCGUAUUGGCUAACCGCACUUGAAUUGCUUUUCCUUGCCAUACUUAACCUUGAUAGGUCUGUGUUCGCGCGAUGUGUACAAGUCGUCUUAGGCACACCUAGGACUCGGAUCGAAACGCUUGGAGAUCUCCGCAGCCUGCUCGCACUCGCACCGAGCAGGCUAGCGGAUCGAGCAUGACCAUGUUUGACUCUCUCAAAAUGUGCCCUAUGCAUUCCCUCUCAACCGCUGCCAUCCGUCCUCCCCUUGCCGAACGAGUGCCUUAGCUCUGUGAAGAGACGCAGGACUGCCCUCCCGGCCAGAGCCAUAAUCGGGCUGUUUCGGGGCCAGUGACCAGUAUCAUCCGAAUCGGGCUCCUCAUCCCACCCAUAAAAGCCCUCCGACAUGCCAUCCUGCGCACACACCCGAGAUGAAAACCGACUCCCUACUCAUCGCGCUCUGUCUCAGUAUCCUGUCGCUAUGCACGAGCAUCGCCACUGCGCUGCCAGCCACGCCCGCCGAUAUGGCUGCGCGGGAGACUUGCACGCCGACGAGCGCGAGGGGGCUCGCCGUCGCCGCGCGCAAGAACUGCGGCUGAGGAGUGUUAGUGCUGGUGUGUCGACGAAUUCGCAGUGGGAUGUCGAGCACGAGUAGCUCUGGCAUGUCUCGUGCAGAAACCCCAAUAGACCGUGUUCUGAUUUGAGUACCAGAGCGGUGGGCAAGAACGAUGAUGCCCUGUGACAUUGAUGGAUGCGAUGUCUAAUCCACCCGUCCACUGUCGUGCGGAGAGCAAUGAGUAUGUUCCUCAAAGAAGCAAAGAGGAUCCGCAAGAAACACAGAAGUGGAUGCCCCAAACCCAUCGAGAAUCGCAUCGACUGCAAGCUAAGUACAGUCAUUUACCGGUCCUUGAUACACCAUCAGUCCUUGAUUCAGAUCAGAUAAAUCACUAUUCUUGCCUCUUCUGAACGCUCUCAGUCUUUAUAAUAAAUAUGAGAGUCUAGUAUCUAACAAGAAGUCCUAUGCCACCAGUUCCUAUGCUCAUCCCGUCUACAAUACAUUUACUAGAACUGCAUCUUUCAUGAGGUCCAAAAAUGGCCGGUG